Sclerotinia borealis F-4128 is the source of this 894-nucleotide messenger RNA. The record is from the annotation of a GenBank genome assembly. NCBI's taxonomy places the organism in Eukaryota, Fungi, Ascomycota, Leotiomycetes, Helotiales, Sclerotiniaceae.
AUGAUGCCAGUAGGAUCCUCCAGGUCAACAUCCUUGGGAAAUACAAAUGCAUCCGAAUUCCAAAGAACAAUCCAAAGAAUGUAUCAACUUGUAGAGAAUGCCGAGGCUUCACAUGGUAUGAGCUCAGGUGCAAAUGAGAGCGUGAAAGCUUCUGAUUCUGACGACGGUGCUGACAAUCUACUUGAAGUGAGACAUGAUGUCACUCCCACAGGCGAACCUACCGGUGAGGCUCAGAGACAGGAUAUGCAUGGUUCCAACGCAAACCCUUCUGACAACACAACAGGCCUGGCGGAUGCCAUUGGAAAGCUCGCUGCCUUGAUGGAUGAGCUUCGCGUGACAGAAGAUCAUGACAAGACCAUCAAACGAGCUGCCGCUGAAGUGGUUGAUGGGAAACCUUCUUUCGCUGAAGGCAUCACCCUCCACACCCAUGACCGACCCUUCACCGUGCGCGUCCUAAUGCAACACAUCCAAACCGCCAUCUCAAAUCUUCAUCCCGACAAAGACACCAAAGGUAUUGAACUCACCAAAGUUUCUUUCGUUUGGGACAACAAUGCGGACAUCGGAUGGAGACAAUACCACAUCCAGGGUCGUGGUGAGGCUGAUGAAGCUAGCCAGGAGGAUGCUCUUGUCAGCGAUAGUCUGGAAGCGAUGAUGGCUAGGGGUGGCCAAGCUUACAUCUAUGUCAAGUAUCGUCUUGAUAAGGUUGAGCAUGCGGAGUGGUGCGGACCUCGGAUGGAGCGAGUUUGGCCCAUGGUGAAUUUAGUCAAAAUGUGUACAAAUGGUGAGAAACCUCUUUGUAAAGAAAAUGCAAGUAGUACCACAGCAAGAAUCUACACUUGUAUGCACGCACCACUUUCCGAUUGGAUACCAUACCUACACAAUGCGAUCGUGUAG